Racocetra fulgida is the source of this 240-nucleotide messenger RNA. The record is from the annotation of a GenBank genome assembly. Lineage: Eukaryota; Fungi; Glomeromycota; Glomeromycetes; Diversisporales; Gigasporaceae.
AUGCCACUCGAGAAAAGAACCACAUUUACUCCAUGUAGCAGUGGCAGUGACAAGAAUCCUCUCAAAGUAACAAUUUCACCCGAUCCACCAGCUCCUAAUCAACAAAUUACUUUUUUUGUUUCUCAACUUAUGUCCGUAAAUGUUUUAGAUGGAAUUGUUCAUGUUGAGUUAUUUAAAGGUGACUAUGACCAAUCGAAGACAUGUAGUUUUUCUGCAGUCAAAGCUGGUGAAACAUUUUCC